Molecule: messenger RNA, 2858 nt
Organism: Xyrauchen texanus (razorback sucker)
Lineage: Eukaryota; Metazoa; Chordata; Actinopteri; Cypriniformes; Catostomidae
Gene: gna13b
Product: guanine nucleotide binding protein (G protein), alpha 13b
Exons: 4
Coding region: 438-1568 (376 amino acids)
Biological process (GO): Rho protein signal transduction; adenylate cyclase-activating G protein-coupled receptor signaling pathway
Cellular component (GO): brush border membrane; heterotrimeric G-protein complex
Molecular function (GO): guanyl nucleotide binding; GTPase activity; D5 dopamine receptor binding
Source: RefSeq, a predicted model, not a curated record
CAAUCAACUCGAGAAGGCGCAUGAGCGUGAGCUAUACAAGCCAGGAAACUAGCGUUUUUGUAACGUAAUCCGAAGUAAAAAAAAAAUAAAUAAAGGACAAUUUAUGAUACCAAUGUUGUCAGAUUGUACUGCUGAUAUGCAACAUGUUUUUGUUGUUAUCUUGACCAACGGUUUUGGAGAUUUCAGUCUUUCCCCUUUUAAGUAGACAGGAGCAGAACUUGUAUGCCGCUUGUUUAAAUAGAAAAUUAGCUGCCCGUGAGCGUUCCAAAGAUGGAUGUGAGUGGACUGACUUGCUAAAGACACUUUGGUCGCACCCGCCCAAACUUUCAUCACCAGCACGGCGCGCGAGUGUUAUGGUAACAGCGCCCCGCCCGCCACCAGCACUCAGGCGCGCGCAGUUUCACUCCCUAGUACUGUAUCGAUGAAGUUGCACAAAGAUGGCGGAUUUCCUGCCGUCCCGGUCCUUUCUAUCCAUUUGUUUUCCAAACUGUCGUCUCAACAGCAGUGAGGCAGAACAACUGAGGAAAUCUAAAAAUAUAGACAGGGAUAUUCUGAAAGACAAAACCUAUGUGAAACGGCUAGUCAAGAUACUUUUGCUCGGCGCCGGGGAGAGCGGCAAGUCCACUUUCCUCAAGCAGAUGCGCAUCAUACACGGGCAGGACUUCGACCAGCGGGCCAAAGAGGAGUUCAGAGCCACUAUUUACAGUAAUAUUAUUAAAGGUAUUCGAGUGCUUGUGGAUGCCAGAGAGAAACUGCAUAUCCCCUGGGGAGACCCUUCAAACCAGGCACAUGGAGACAUCAUGAUGGCUUUUGACACACGCACCAUGGUGUCACAAGGGACAGUGGAGUCCAAAGUUUUCCUGCAGUACCUGCCUUUGAUCAGUGCUCUCUGGGCUGACAGUGGCAUACAGAACGCAUAUGACCGACGCAGAGAAUUUCAGCUGGGUGAAUCUGUGAAAUAUUUCUUGGAUAACUUGGACAAACUCGGGACACCGGACUAUCUACCGACACAGCAAGACAUUCUUCUGGCCCGUAAACCCACCAAGGGCAUUCACGAGUAUAACUUCGAGAUCAAGAAGGUACCCUUCAAAAUGGUGGACGUGGGCGGCCAGCGAUCGGAGCGCCGCAGGUGGUUCGAGUGCUUCGAGAGCGUCACCUCCAUCCUCUUCCUUGUCUCAUCCAGCGAGUAUGACCAAGUGCUGAUGGAGGACCGUCAGACCAACCGCCUCAUGGAGUCGCUCAACAUCUUUGAGACCAUCGUCAACAACCGCGUCUUCAGCAACGUUUCCAUCAUCCUCUUCCUUAACAAGACAGACUUGCUUGAGGAGAAGGUCAAAACGGUGGCCAUCAAGGACUACUUCCAGGAGUACACAGGGCAGCCACACUGCCUUGCCGAUGUGCAGAAGUUCCUGGUGGAUUGUUUCCGGAGCAAGCGCCGAGACCAGCAGCAGAAGCCCCUGUAUCACCACUUCACCACUGCCAUUAACACAGAGAACAUUCGGCUGGUCUUCCGCGAUGUCAAGGACACCAUCUUGCAUGACAACCUUAAACAGCUCAUGCUGCAGUGAUUCUGGUCUUGUAGUUCCUUUCAGAUUUCUCUCAAAUUACCCUCUUCUGCUCAGAUAUUUGUACUCCAUACAGUAACCUCCCUGAAUAGCUCUGACAUGCUUUUGUGUUAGGAGAAAAGCCUAGCCUAGCGGUUUGUCAUGAGUAUAGAAUGUUGGCCAAGGGUUUCUAAGGUAAGAAAAGGGAGUGCAUCUGUCCACUCACUUUUUACUCUCCUUAUUCAGCCUGCCAAGAGAAGCUGUAUGUGUCAUUAAGCAUUACCCCUCAUCAGUGAAAGCCUGAAUGUGACCCCCCCCAUUUGAGCCUUUUUAUUUCUGACCAAAUAGCAAGAUCUUUUAACCUUUUAACAGGAAUGAUAUGUUCUGAGCCUCUCUGUAGACACAAGCCAGGCUUUACUCAAAUAUUACCCCUUACCUUGAUUGGUGUUUUUAACUUGUUACCUGUCCAAUCAAUAGUUUAAUUUUAGAAUUCAGAUGUUUUAUAUAGAUGUAUGAAUAUAUUUAACAAAAAGAUUCUUAAGUUAUAUUUCAAAAGGUUUAUACUUUGUGAUUUUCCUCUGCUGAUGGAUAAUGCUUACGAUCGAAGAAAUGGUUUUGAGUGGAAACAUGUUGUCGCAACUAUAUACCACUUGAUAAACUGAAUUUAUACUGUGGUUAGCCAUGCUAGGCAAGCUGAUAGAUACAGUAUAUGGCUUAAACUCAGGGCUGAAUCUAGAUCACUUUUAGUGUAUUGAUGAAAUUAACUCCAAUGUCCACUAAUUGUAGCUCUUCGUCCGAUGUCCUUGCUGGCCUACAGACAAACAUCUUCACUCUGAUUCUUCACAAUUUCUUUGGUUUUUGUCCAUCAGGGAACAAAAAAAACAAACAGUGUCUUAAUUUAUUUCCUUUGUUUUGGGUUUUUUGUCCACAACCAAACUAAACUGACUUUUUUUCAGUGAGACCCCAAAAAUGUAUUUUUGAGUUUGUAACAAUUUUGCUAACAAAAGCUUCCAUAUUCACAAGUGCCACAUGUUUUAGGUACCAAUAAUUCAAACAACUGUUUCCUAUCUGCAUUGCAUUGACCUACUUUGUGGACCUUGUUCCCUGUCAAUGGUUGUGUAUAGCUGCUUUGUAUAGUGCCAUGUCCUGAAUACUACUGUUGUAGUAAGUAUUUUAUGUAAAUAGUCACCCACCUCACUCUUUUCUAAUAGAUGUGUAACCUACACUGAAUAUGUAUAGCUGUUUUUGCCACUGUGUACUCACACAAAAUCGGUUGCCUUAUAUAUAUAUAUAUAUAUAUAUAUAUAUAUAUAU